Molecule: messenger RNA, 1731 nt
Organism: Symbiodinium sp. CCMP2592
Lineage: Eukaryota; Dinophyceae; Suessiales; Symbiodiniaceae
Source: the annotation of a GenBank genome assembly
AUGCCAUUGAGGCCGGCAUCCGCGAAAUCAGUGCUGCUUCCGUUGCAUGGCGAGGCAGCCGAGCGAUCAAAGCAUGGGAAUGCUUCGCUCCCCGCAGCCCGUGCGGGCGGCGAGAAGUUCCCAUGCAAGAGAUUUGGACUCCAACUCAAGCCGGAGAUAGAGGCAACAAGUGAGACGAGCCAAGGGGAGCACAAGGCGCACUUGUCAAUCGACGCUCCUGCCGGGAGCAGCUUCAGCGUUUGCCCUUUCUUCCCUUUCGUCGUCGAGUCUUGCCUGGCGGUGGAGGUGUCCGCCGUCAGGGCUUCGCACACGAAUUGCAUCGAUGUCUCUGGAAUCUGGAAGAGAUCUCAUUCGCAGUGGGCACAGCCAGGUCAUGGAGUUGUCGUAAAGCUCGUGCUUGGCGAUGACUCGGAUCGAGAUUUCCGUGGUCUGCGAGUUCUUUCAGCACAAGGCGCUGCAAGCCUGCGCAGGUGUGUCGAUGAGCAUUGGUUGGCCCUCCUGGGGGAUGGCCUGCCUCUUCAUCGCUGCGCCCAGCUGCAGCCAGGCAGCUCUCUCUUGCUGCAGCGGCCGCCAGACCGAGUCUACGUGCUGCGCAACCCAGCUGUGCAGCUCAGCCGCCUUCUUGUCCAAAAGGCUUCAGAGAGAGGUGCGCAACUGCUGGCGGCACCUGCGUCGGGAAGCGCGGUGGCCAUCAUGGCACCUAGCAGUUGCUCGGAGAUGCUCAUUGCACACGAAGUGCUUCUCGAGAUGGAGCUUCGCUUUUCCAUCGUUUUCUUACCCGAUCGAGCUGCUGCCAACCUGCCGGCAGCAAAGGCCACGGAUGCCAUCCUUCGCCGGCUGGUAGCCUUCGCUGUGCGGGAUAGCUUGCGCAGGGAUUCCUGGCAAUCCGCGGAAUUUCCAUGUCGACUGUUCCAGUCGCAGUCGAUGUCCAGCACGGACAUCCUGCAGCGACCCUCCCUUCGAGUUCCCUGCGUGGAUGUGGAAUGCGAUAGCGCGUCAGCAUCCUCCUCUCAGAUCACGGCAGAGCUGCGCUUCUCCGCUGAUGUGCGGCUGGUGCAGCCAUUGGCUCCUUUCCUCGCCCGCUCAGCCCGGGCGCCCGAACUGGCCGGGAGCUAUUGCCUCCAGGGCUUUGAGGCCAGCAAAAGGCCCCGGAUCCACGUCUUGCCGCGGCUGACAGCAGCACAGGUUACCCACAUCUGGCCAGAAGGGCAGAUGCCCAAAGAGCAACUUCCAGAAGAGCUCCAGACGGACAGCGCCUUCAGGGACUACUGGAGCCUGAUCCAUGGGCAUACUCUGCGGAGCAGCCCGGGCAGCACCCAGUCGUUCGCUCGUGUUGAGUUCCUCGGAGAUCCGAGCCAGGAGUUCGGCUUGCUACUGACGUAUCCAGUUUCCUGUCUUUGGCGGACAUUCUGGGUGAACCAGCCAGCUCUGAGCAAGCAGCAUGGGCCUGCGAUUGCGAAGCAGGUUCUGCAAAGUUUAGGCAGAAAUUCAACAUUUGGUACGUGGCGGCUGCAGUGUGGCUUCGAGCAGGCUGGCCCUCUUGUGCCUUCCGUGCUGCUCAACCGGCCGAUGGCGCAGGAUGUAAAGCUUGAUGUCAAGCCAGUCGAGGAGCCAGAGAUGAGCGCAUCUCGCAAGGCUGGACAUACCGGCAAGCGCCGCCUGAUUCUUCCUCUCAUAGAGCAUGCGAGCGGCACCGUCACUGGACCUUCAAAGCGCCAGUGUCUACGGUAA